Sinocyclocheilus rhinocerous is the source of this 2037-nucleotide messenger RNA. RefSeq lists its product as uncharacterized. The record is from RefSeq and is a predicted model, not a curated record. NCBI's taxonomy places the organism in Eukaryota, Metazoa, Chordata, Actinopteri, Cypriniformes, Cyprinidae. The transcript has 3 exons. Bases 541 to 1476 code for a protein of 311 amino acids.
GUGAAGUUAAUUGUGAGAAAGCUAUUUGGUUUGAUUGUUUGUUAUCUAUGUAAUUAAAUUCAUACAUUUGUGUUAGUAUGAAUUACAAAGUGUAGCUUAACUGUCUACUUAGGGCCAGUGUAUGUGCACCCAGAUGAAUGGUUUCUAUAUCCCAGAUUACCUCUCUGUUGGUUGUGGAGCUAUUGUGAGGAUCGGACAGUUUGGGAAAGUUUUAUGCUUCCCUUGGUCCACGUUGUUUCUCUUGCAAAUGAGCAGCUCGUUGGUGAUGGUGCAGAUGUUCUGUAAUGAGGGUCAUUAGGAGUGAGAAUAAGAAUGGACUGGACUGGCAGGGGUCUGGGCGCCUCAUUAUGCAGACCCAUUUAAAAGUCGACGGGGGUGCGAAUGGCUGCUUAAGGGUCCCAAACAAAACCAGGGGGAGGAGAGUCGAAAGAAGCCAGAAUUCAAAUUCCACAGAAGAAACUGAGCUUAUUGUCAGAGCAGGAAGAUUUACCUUAUUCGUAUCGUGGAGAGCCCGAGUCAAGCAUCUCCGGAGCGCAAUAUAUGUGGAUACUUGAAAUGGCCAUGGUUACGCGGGCACGAGUUUCACUGCUGGUCCUCGCUUUCAUGACUAUUGCUAUAGGAGUACAGUGCCGAUCGCUUCGUACACAACUUCGCAAGGUGACUUCGUUUCAAGGAGAGCGUAAAAUCCGUAUUGGACACGUCCAGAAACGGAGCCGUCGCGAACCAGGAUCCGAGCACGACCAGUGCGCCCUUCUGAGCGCACCGUGGACGGAGAGCACCACUCCGCUUGGUGACUGGGGCCAGAUGUACCGUCUGAAGAUAUUAUCGACGAUGAGUGAUGGUCCACGUCGUGCUGUUUUCCCAGAACAACCCCUCUUCAGAUUCGUUAGACGGGUUUAUCGCUGUUGUCAAAUGGGCUACCACUGUGGAAGUGUCAAGGGAAUACAAGGCGGAAAAGUUGGAGACUACAACAUUGAGUUUCUGCUCAGCGAGGAUGUGCUGUCACCACCAUUGGAGAAAGCAGAAGUUCAUUUUCACUUUUCAAACCCCCAACACCUCACCAUCCAACCCGUGCUGCCCUCACUGGAGAAACGAGGGUUCCCUACUAGGUACAGUGUCUGGUUGAGAGAUGGUGUCGUGGAGCUGAGAGUAGAUCUGCUUGCCCUCUUCCAGGCCCUGCAGCUGGUCAUCGGAGGAGCCAGUAGAGGUCCAAGCCUGAUGGAAAUGCAUCGGGUGAGGGGCUUGUCGAGACCAGGGGUCGUUGUCCAAAAGCAAAGACCCCCAUCCCUUCAAGACACAGAGCCUGUAGUGUGGGGGGAGGUGAAUGUGGGCAGGGAGGGAGCGGCCCCCCUACAGCCCACUUUAGAGCUGGGACUGGCAUUACACUGCAGCUUAUUGGACAAUAUUGCACAGCCCUGUCAAAAUUAUGGUGUACAUCUAGAACAUGCACCCUUCAUCGCUCUGACGUACAGAUAGCAAGACACAUGCAGCAGUAUCGAACAGUGUUUUAGCAAAUACAUUUUGAAACUGCUUCUGUGUCCAGCCAAACACCGUCAAUCCCUAGCGCUCCCCCUUCACAAGUUCUUUGUGGCCAUAAAAUCUCCAUCCAUUCAGUCCACUAACACCUGGUGUGAAUGUUCCCUGGAUGGUUCACUAUUUUUAAAGAAUUGCUAAUGAUUCUCAUUGUUCUGUGACAAUGGUGCUUCAGUAGAAGCUUAGUGUAAUUCAGAGUGGCCGAUGUUAUAUGGAACACUAUGCACUUCAGGAUGUAAAUUGAAUUUAUUAACUUAUGGGUGUUUUUUUGUGAGAAAAAGGUAUCACUGUGUAAAUGUAAAUAGUGUAUAAUUACAGGUCUAUAUAUUAAAUUCUUUUUAGCAUUGUAUAUGCAAUGGUUUGUUUCUCUGUUUCUGUGGCCAGUGUAUUGUUUCUUCUCAAUUAUUUGAGACAUUUUGUGUCAAUAAGGUGUUUUUAAUAAAUUCAAUAUAAAUUUGAAAGGCCUCACAUACUGAACAUAAAGAAUUUGGUCAUUUUCAGGGU